Pedinophyceae sp. YPF-701 is the source of this 1725-nucleotide messenger RNA. The record is from the annotation of a GenBank genome assembly. NCBI's taxonomy places the organism in Eukaryota, Viridiplantae, Chlorophyta, Pedinophyceae.
AUGUCCGUGCUGGGCUUCUCCGGGCGGCAGAACUCGGGCACGGCCGGGCACGGCGACUCCGACGGCACCGCGGCGCGCCUCGGGCGCUUGUGGGUGGGGAGCGAGGACGGCGACGGCUCGGGGAGCGAGGGGGGGUCCAGCCGGCCCGGGCGCGCGCACGCGCGGGGCUUCGAGAGCGUCGGCAAGCGGCAGUCGUCCGUCGCGGCCAGCGGCACGGGCACCCCGACGGUCCCCGGCAACGACGCGGGCAGCGAGGCCGGGCACAGCCAGGAGCCCGGGCACGGCACGCCGGAGGUGCGGCUGACGAAGGCGCAGAAGAAGAACCUGAAGCGCGCGGAGAAGAAGGCGAACAAGCGCGCCGCGGAGCUGGCGGCGCGCGCCAGCACCGCGGGCGAGCCCUCGGAGGGGGGCGACGACGACGGCGGCGCCUCGGACGACGGCGGCUCGCAGCCCGGCGGCCGCGCACGCUCGCAGGCCGGCAUGACGCACGCAGAGGCGAUGGCCGCGGCGGUCGCCGCCUCCGAGGAUGCUCCCGACCAGCCCCCCGCGCCGCCACCUGCCGCCGCGCAGCAACCCCCUCCGGCACAAACACAGACGCAGGCGCCGGCGCCGGCGCCGGCGCCGCAGCAGCAGCCCGCGGACGUCUUCAACGAGGCGGUGGCGUGCCUCGUCGCCGCGAAGAUGCAGCAGCACGUCGCGGACCUCACGCUGCUGUCGUUCCCCGCGUGGCGCGCGUCGGUCGCCGUGCAAAAGUUCGGGUCCGACGUGCGCAGCGCGCUCGCGUGGCUGCUCGAGGGUAACGCGACGACCGAGGCCGAGGCCCGCGCGAUCGCCGAGGGCCUCGCCGCGUCGGACUCGGCCCCGGAGGUGACGUUUGACAUAGACGGGGAGCUGGCGAUGCUGCACGCUGUCGAGUCCGCGGUGCCCGCGGGGGGGCCGUCGCCGUGGUCGGCGGUCGUCGCGAGCCAGGGGAACGUCCGGCGGACGCUCGACAUGCUCGUGCGCGCCGGGGCGCUCAUGACGGAGCAAGCGGUGGCGUGUGCGGCGCGGCUGGCCGUGCAGAUGUACGGCGGCCCGCCCGCGGCGCAGGCGGCGCGGCGGCCCGCUGAGCAGCAGAGGGAGCAGGCGCCGCCGGCGUCGCUCGGGCUGCAGAGCCCCGUGGCGGCGCAGGAGCAGCCUCCUGGCAUGUUGCACCUGCAGCAACAACAGCCAGCGCUGUCCGCGGAGCACCAGCAGCAGCAGGCGCCGCAGCAGGGCGGUUCGGGCAUGUUUCCGUCGUUCCAGUGGCCGCCGUCGAGCUCGGCGGCCACGUCGCAGCCCCUGUCAGGGGCCGGGCUGCAAAGCUUGCUGACCGCAAUGGGCGGCGGGCAGGCGCGGAGCCCCGGGCUGUCGACGAGCGGCCCGGGGAGCGCGUUCCAGGACCCGGCGAUCGCAGGAAUGGGCCAGAGACUGCCGCUGUCGUCGCCGGACCCGCCGCACGGGGCGCGACCGCCCGGCAUGGGCGCGCGCCCGCCGCCGCCGGGGCUGGGAGGGGGCUCCGGGACGACCGAGCAGCGGGCGUCGCUCCUGCGCGCGCUCGGGCUCGGCGGCGCGUCGGCGGGCGAGCAGGCCGGGGCCGGGCUGACGCCAGGGGGGGCCGCGCCGAUGAACGGGGGCCUCUCGCAGGGCUUUGGCACGUCGGCGUACGACCCGUUCCUCUUCGCGCGGCCCGCCGGUGCGAAGUGA